Messenger RNA from Indicator indicator, 1023 nucleotides. It is a transcript of the gene PDCL2, whose product is annotated as phosducin like 2. The transcript is spliced from 7 exons. The record is from RefSeq and is a predicted model, not a curated record. Lineage: Eukaryota; Metazoa; Chordata; Aves; Piciformes; Indicatoridae. Gene Ontology annotation, cellular component: cytoplasm. The coding region runs from base 1 to 1023 and encodes 340 amino acids. Gene Ontology annotation, biological process: protein folding.
AUGAAGGAUCCCAAUGAAGACACUGAAUGGAAUGACCUACUGAGACAUUUUGGGAUUCUUCCUGCAAAAGAAAAACUGGAAGAUGAACCUGAGGAAAUGGUUUUGAACUUGCAGAAAGAAGCAGAAGUGAAACCAUAUGAAAGGAAGAAUCUUGAAGAAUUAAGGGAAGCUGAAGAUGACUUUGAUGAGGCUGAUAGGAAAGCUAUUGAAAUGUACAGGCAUCAGCGUUUGCAAGAAUGGAAAUGUCUCCAGAGGAGGCAAAAGUAUGGGGAGCUGAGAGACAUUUGUGGAGAGCAGUAUGUAAAGGAAGUCACAAAUGCUCCAGAGGAAGUUUGGGUUAUAAUUCACCUUUAUCGGCCAAGUGUCCCAAUGUGCUUGCUGGUUAAUGAACAUCUCAGCCUGCUAGCCAGAAAGUUCCCAGAAGCCAAGUUCCUCAAAGCCAAUGUAGACAGCUGCAUUCAGAAUUACCAGGACAGAUGUUUACCUACAAUACUUGUAUAUAAAACUGGUGAAAUGAAAGGCAGGUUCGUUGGAGCAGCUGAAUGUGGGGGAAGAGAGCUCCAAGUGGAAGAGCUUGAAUGGAAACUGGCAGAAAUUGGAGCAAUAGAAACUGACUUAGAAGAAAACCCCCAAAAGGACAUUCUGAAUAUGACAUCAUCAGUGUGGAAUAUUUCUGCUCAUGAAGACAUCAGUACAAAAAGCUGUGAUGUGAUGAAACCACAGACGCGCUCUCCGGUCAGCAGAGCCCUUUCCCGAGGGCUCGGCUCCGUGCUCUGCGCCCGCCCGCAAGGCAAGCUCCGGAGCACCACGCCCGGCAGCCGCUACAGCCGCAGGACACCCUGCGGCAUCGCUCGCGGCCUGCCACAGCGCCGCUGUCCGGAGCAGGGCGCGGCCGGGCACCGUCCCCGCUGCCCUGCUUCCCCACCUCGCAGCCCGGCUACCGUCAGCCCGGCUACCGUCAGCCUGGCUGGCCCUGCUGCUCCCAGCCAGAGACGUGACGCUGCCCGGUCUCGCCGAGUCUAG